Penicillium canescens is the source of this 966-nucleotide messenger RNA. RefSeq lists its product as uncharacterized. NCBI's taxonomy places the organism in Eukaryota, Fungi, Ascomycota, Eurotiomycetes, Eurotiales, Aspergillaceae. Bases 1 to 966 code for a protein of 321 amino acids. The transcript is spliced from 2 exons. The record is from RefSeq and is a predicted model, not a curated record.
AUGGCAUCCUCAACAUAUAGCUCGAGCACUAGAGCAGGCAUCAAGCCCUCCAACACACCCGAUGUCUCCCCCAACUUCGCCGACCCGAACUUCGACCCAGCCGACUUCCUCAAUGAAUCCCUUUCACCACUGACUGUGGCUUCAGCACAACCCAAUGCCUCUCGAACACCCGGCUCAGUACCUUUGACAGAGCUGUCCGCGCAGGUCCAGUCAUUACUUUCCAAGGUCAACGCCCAAAACAUCCGAUUUUCGAGCACAUUAUCCCAGCUCACCGAUGAGAUCCUACGAAGCGGCGGACGGCUAGCCUAUGAAGUCGAGGUACUACGAGGCGAGACAAUCGGGCUAUCCGAAACCCUGACCGAAGUCCUGCGCGACGAUAUCAUAAAGUUCGUCCCAGAGGAAGAUGUGCGCAAGAUAGAACAAGCAGAGGAUGCGCCAGCAACCCAAGACGAAGAGGCAGCAACCACAAACGAAAAGAAGACACUCGUACCCGCAGACCCCGAAUACAUAACAAACUUACGCACUCUGAACCAAAUCUCCUUCUCCUCGUCAUUCAUCUCCGUCUCGGGACCGGACCUCGACGCCGAUGGUCGCGACCGCGAAGAAAAGGGCCAACAAAUGAUGAAGAAGCUACGGACAGAAGUGACAGAGCUACUGGACAGCGAGGGUGGCGGACAAGCCGGACUGGACGCCGCCAACCGGCGCGUCGAAGCUAUUCGAGUGCUUGCGACUGUCUGGAAUGGGUCGGCCGAGGAGAAAGCGCGCAAUCGUUUUGUGGACAGCCUUGCUAAGAUUGUGGAGGAUCGCCGCCGCUCCUUGGAACAGCAGCAGGCUGCUACAGAUCAAAAUCAGCGUGGAUCAUCUAGGUCCAGGCCAGAGGCUAGGCGGGAUAGUGAUAGUGGUGCGCCGGCUGGUGGGCUGUUUCGCAAUCUGCAGCGUCUUCGAGAAGAGAUAUACUUGGAGUGA